This is a messenger RNA of Auxenochlorella protothecoides, 477 nucleotides long. RefSeq lists its product as uncharacterized. The coding region runs from base 1 to 477 and encodes 158 amino acids. Gene Ontology annotation, molecular function: protein-containing complex binding. Gene Ontology annotation, cellular component: mitochondrion. The record is from RefSeq and is a predicted model, not a curated record. The transcript is spliced from 5 exons. Lineage: Eukaryota; Viridiplantae; Chlorophyta; Trebouxiophyceae; Chlorellales; Chlorellaceae.
AUGUACAAGACGUGCGGGGAGGCCAACAUCCUGCUGAUGAAGGCGGCGGCUGCGGCCGGCGUGCCGCGCUUUGCGUUCAUUUCGGUGCACGAGUUCAAGCUGUCGAGGGGCUGGCAUGCACAGGACUUCCUUCUCAAGGGCUACUUCCAGGGGAAGAGGGAUGCGGAGGCGGAGCUGGCCGUCUCCUUUCCCACAGGCGGCGUGGCCUUGCGGCCGGGCUUCAUCCAUGGCGAGCGGGAUGUGGGUUCAGUGUCGCUGCCCCUCAGCGUGGUCGGCACACCCUGGGCCAAGUUGCUGAGUGCCCUGCCUUCACAGUCACUGGCGGACCUCCCCAUCGUCGGCGCGGCGUUCGUGCCCCCCGUCCCGGUCGAGGUCGUGGGCAGGGCAGCGGUUGCGGCCGUGCUGGAUGCCAGCGUGCCGCCCGGCAUCAUGGAUGUGUGGCAGAUCCAGAAGUAUGGCGCAGCCCCCGGCGCCUAG